GCCGGGGCGUGCAGCGGCGGUGUGGGCUUUGUGGCCGCCCGGGGCUGCGCGGCCGGGUGGGGCUUGGCUUGGUUCCGCGCCGUCCUCUUGCCGCCGGGCUCCGGGUGAGUGGGGCGUCGUGGAUCACGCAGGCGGGCGGGCUGCCUCCAGGCCAGCGGGGUUCAGCGAUUCGGUUGGUGUUCCGGGCCCGGCUGCACUUCGCUCUUGCAGGUGUCUGCAGCUCCUCGCUUCGUUCGGGCCGAGCCCUGCGUCCUUUUCUCGCCGAGCUGGGUGUGGUAGAUGCCUGGACGGGUCGCCCGAGGACAUGGAGGCCCUCAAGGGUUGCACACUCAGCCUCGGCGCCUGCAGAUCAGGCCUCCGCUUGGCUGCUUGCAGGCUGGCUGCUCAGGUGAUGGAGCGCAGAUUCUACUGUAGGAGCUGGGGGCAAGAAGGUGAUCCUGAAGCCUGAAUUUCUGGGGAUGAAAAUUCACAUAAUACGAUGUCAGACAAACUCACAGUGCUGGAACCUUCCGCCUCUGAGCCCAGGGAAUUUCAUGAAGACAGAUUAGCGCAGCUGUUGGGGAAUCCAGAGAGGCAGGGCCUAGAGAGUCCCCCCUCUCAGGAGGGGGGCUUCAAACAGAUGACAGUGACCCACUGGAAAAUUCAAACAGGAGAAACAGCCCAGAUGUGUAGUAAGUCAGGAAGAAACCCUAUUCUCAACUCAAACCUCCUUAUACUUCAGAGAGAGCUUAUAGAAGGGGAGGGCCAUUCUUGUGGUAUUGGUGGCAAGAGCUUCCCUUUUAAUUCAAAUGUAGUUCCACAUCAGAUUUCUCACCCAGGGGAGAAGCCUUAUCAAUGUGAUCAUUGUGGGAAAGGCUUCAGUCAAAACUCCCUCCUCAGUGAACAUCAGAGAGUCCACACCGGGGACAGACUGUAUGUGUGUAACGUGUGUGGGAAAGACCUCAUUCACUAUGCAGACCUAGUUGAACAUCAGCAUGUACAUACAGGAGAAAAGCCCUUCAAGUGUGCCCAGUGUGGAAAAGCGUUUUGUCACAGUUCAGACCUGCUUCGGCACCAGAGAGUCCAUACCAGAGAGAGGCCUUUUGAGUGUAAAGAGUGUGGGAAAGGCUUCAGCCAGAGCUCCUUGCUCAUUCGCCAUCAAAGAAUUCACACAGGAGAGAGACCCUAUGAGUGUAACGAGUGUGGAAAGUCUUUCAUUCGGAGCUCCAGCCUUAUUCGCCAUUACCAGAUCCACACAGAAGUCAAACAGUAUGAAUGCAGAGACUGUGGGAAAGCCUUCCGACACCGUUCAGACCUCAUUGAGCACCAGAGAAUUCACACUGGAGAGAGACCCUUUGAGUGUCAUGAGUGUGGGAAGGCCUUUAUUCGAAGCUCAAAGCUCAUUCAGCAUCAGAGAAUUCAUACUGGAGAACGGCCUUAUGUAUGCAAUGAGUGUGGGAAGCGUUUCAGUCAGACAUCCAACUUCACUCAGCAUCAGAGAAUCCAUACUGGGGAAAAACUCUAUGAGUGUAAUGAAUGUGGGAAAGCGUUCUUUCUGAGUUCAUACCUUAUACGACACCAGAAAAUCCACACUGGUGAACGGGUGUAUGAAUGUAAAGAAUGUGGGAAGGCUUUUCUGCAGAAGGCCCACCUCACUGAGCAUCAGAAGAUCCAUACUGGAGACAGACCCUUUGAGUGCAAAGACUGUGGGAAAGCCUUCAUCCAGAGCUCUAAGCUGUUGCUGCAUCAAAUUGUACAUACUGGAGAGAAGCCCUAUGUGUGCAGCUACUGUGGGAAAGGCUUUAUACAGAGGUCCAACUUCCUUCAGCACCAGAAGAUGCACACUGAAGAGAAUCUCUACAAGUACAGUCAGCAUGGGAAAGAUCUUACCCCACCCCCUGAUCUUGUCCACCAGGAGGAUCUUUCCCUGAGUGAGACCUCUGUUCAUUUAGGAGAGACGUCUAUGGAUCAGGAGUGUCAUGCAGAUAAUUUAUAGGACAGUCAGUCACUCUCUGAGUCAGCAAGUGGUGCUUGGAAAUGGGCAUACUCAUGCAAAACUGCAAGUUGGCUCCCUGUUGUCUGGGAAUAAACUCCAAGCCUUGGGGUUUAGUCCCUGGCCUUUGCUUUCUCAAUUGUUUGACUCCUGGUGAUGCAUUUGAUGUGUAUGAUGUGUACCCCUGCCCACAUCCUUCAGGCUGCUCCCACUCCUGUUCCUGAUGGCUCUCCGGCUUUCUCCCAGUUGCUCCUGACUAUUAUGUGAGACCUCUCUCAGGCACCGUGCCCCAGAAUGCUUCCUUAGUACCGAGCUGGGUUUGUGUCUUGUGCGUCCGUUGCUCAGUGCUAACCUCUGCUACUGUACUUGCUUUUAAGUACCACAAUUUUGAAGUCUCUCUUUUUCAUUGUGCUCUGUUCCCCGAGGACAGUGAUCAUGUGUCAUUGAUUCCUGUGUCCCUAGUGUCUAGCACAUGACAAUAAACAAAACAAAAACCCAAAUCUGUGUAAUCAGCAUAUCCUUUAUCUUCUCUGUUUUUUGAGACAGGUUCUACCAUGUGGCCUAGGCUGGUCUCAAACUCACAGCCCGCCCUCAGCCUCCUGAGUGCGGGGAUGAUAGAUGUGUGCUACCACACCUUGCUACCGUUCUAUAUUGCUGUUUUUAAAUUUUGGGGUGUUCUUUUUUGUCAUCAGUGUGGUCUGCUCUACUAGGAAGUGCUGUCUCCCCAAGUCCUGUUGAUACCUGCUCUUGUUAAGAGUUGCCGACAGUCUCCUGUCUGCAGUUACUGCCCACCAGGGGUGGCACGGUCCUCAUUCAGAGCUGUCCACUGUACUUUCAGGGUGGUGCCCUCAUGCCUACAUCACUUUUUUUCUAUUUUAGUAGCUCCAGGCUCAACUGUCUCUUUCUAACGCCACUUAUGUGAAGAUGUAUUAAGGUCUGUGAGGAAUAGUUUUGGAUAUUUGAAAAAUGAGAGUAAGAAGGUGCCAUGCAUCCUGUGUCAGGUGCUGGGGAAGCCAGAGAGAUCCCAGAACCGUGAGUGAAGUGGGCACCGGUCCUUGUAAGAGCUCUACCAAGGAGGUGACUAAUGGCACUGUAGAUCUAGGAAGGCUCCAUCGCGGACUUGAAGUUUUAACUGGUCCAGAGAAGUCAAUGGACAUCUUUCAGCUUGAGAGCAGGAAUUUGGGAUGGUGUCUCCACAGACAGGCAGAGCACAGGUUGCCCUGCUCCUCAGGGUUAGUCCACAGUGGAUUCCAGCCAGCAAAUGUGCUCGUUUCUGCCUCUGGAUUCCUUUGGGAAGAGCAUUAACCACAACAACUAGUUUUGAGACAAUAUGAAGAUAAUUUUUGUCCCAGAGGGCAAUUUUGAGUUUUGAACAAAUCCCAGCAACCCUAGAAGCUUCAACUAGGCAGAUAAUUUAAAAAGGACAUUGCUGUGGGAUGGUCUGUAUGUCAAAUGUGUUGUUGAUUGGUCAAUAAAUAAAUCACUGAUUGGCCCGUGGCCAGGCAGGAAGUAUAGGCAGGACAAGGAGGAAAAUAGAGCUGGGAAGUGGAAGGCUGAGUCAGAGAGACACUGCCAGCGGCCAUGAUGAGGAACAGCAUGUAAAGAUGCCGGUAAGUCAUGAGCCAUGUGGAUUAAUGGAAAUAGAUUAAUUUAAGCUGUAAGAACAGUUAGCAAGAAGCCUGCCACGGCCAUAUAGUUUGUAACCAAUAUAAGUCUCUGUGUUUACUUGGUCGGGUCUGAAUGGCUGUGGGACUUGCGGGUGAGAGAGAUUUGUCCUGACUGUGGGCCAGGCAGGAAAACUCUAGCUACAGGACAUGAUGCGCUGGGCGGUGGUGGUGCACGCCUUUAAUCCCAGCACUCGGGAGGCAGAGCCAGGCAGAUCUCUGUGAGUUCGAGGCCAGCCUGGUCUCCAAAGUGAGUUCCAGGAAAGGCACAAAGCUACACAGAGAAACCCUGUCUUGAAAAACCAAAAAAAAAAAAAAAAGGACAUGAUGCACAUUUUCUGGAAAACUCAUUAUCUCAUGACAUAGCCAGCAGACACACGUUAUCAGACCAUUUCAGUCAGUACAGUACAGUCUCGACUUCAUACUGUUUGGAAUUUCCUUUGCCCCUUGUAGCAAUACCUCAUUCAAGAAAAGUAACAUUUCUUUUACCUCAAAAAAGUCCCCUUUGCCCUUUCCAGAGUCAAUCCAACCCUGCCCUGGUUGCCACUUCCUGUGAGUGUAGAAUUGCCUCGCGUGUCCUAGAACUACCUACACGUGGACUGGUGAGGUAGGUGCCCUUGUGUCUGACUUGGGUCACUUUGGCAUGUGACCAGAGUGUUUUUAGACUCGUCAAGUAGCUUUGCGUUAGUAGUUCUCUUGGCCAAGUAGGGUCCCGUUGUAUGGGUAGGCCAUCCUGCCCUCACUGGUCUACUCGCUUAUGGAAAUUGGGUUUCCAGUGUGGACGCUCAAGAAUAAACUGCCACGAUCAUUUGUGUAAAAGCAUUCAUGUGCACAUGCGUGUUUAUUUCAGGUAAAUACAACUUUUAUUACAGGUUAUAAGCAUCUCAACCUCAGGUGACUAUAACAAAAUAAUGUCAACUUAUGGACAGGAGGAAUGUAUUUCACAAAGUAUUGGAGUCUGAGGGACCCAAGGUCUAGUGAGACAUUCAUGGGUGGGCGCCUUCUCCUUGCAGCCUAGCAUAGCAGAAGGGAGUUAGGGAGAUUUCUCAAGCCUCUUCUAAGGGCAGACGUCCCAGUUAUGAAGCUUGUACUUACAGUUCAGUCACUUCCCAAAGCCCCACCUUUGGACACCAUCACUUUGGAGAUUAGGAUUUCAACGUCGGGUGCAUGUGUUCAGUCUGUGGGAGUGAGUACUUGUCUAGCUAUAAGAGGUUGCUGCUGCACAGUGCUCUUCGCUGUGCUGUGCCAUGUUCCUGCCAGCAUGUGGGUGCUCCUGUUGCUCCUGUCCUUGCCAACACUUAGCAUUGUCCAUUCUGGACUCUGUUUUGUUGUUUUGAUUUGUUUCGUGUUUUCAGAUGGUACAACUAUGUAGCUCAGCUGGUGGUAAGUGAUAUUCCUAUGUUAGCCUUGCAGGUGCUGAGAUUAUAUUAUAGGUAUGGGCUACCAUGCCCAACUUGAAUAGUUUUAGUGUUUGUUUAUUUACUUAUUUAUUUGUUUGUUUAUUUAUUGUCCCUUUUUGACAGUCUCAUUCUGCAGCCCUGGCUGGCAUGGACCUGACAAUGUACACUAGAUUGGACUUAAACCCACAGAGAUGCCUGGGCGGCAGUGGUGGCACACACCUUUAGUCCCAGCACUCAAGAGGCAGAGGCAGGUGGAUCUCAGUGAGUUCAAGGCCAGCCUGGUCUACAAAGCAAGUUCCAGGACGGGCUCCAAAGCUACACAGAGAAAUCCUGUCUCAAAAAAACAAAAUAAAAACAAACAACAACAAAAAAACCCACAGAGAUCCACCUGCCUCUGCCUUCUGAACACUGGAAUUAAAGGCAGGUGGACACCAUGCCCAACCUUUGUAUAAUUUUGUGGGAGACCGGCUCCCACAUAUUACCCCAGGGUCCUCUUGAGGAGAGAAGGAUAAGAGAUUUAGAUAGAAGGAUAGAGGGGAGAGAAACAGAAACACAGGACAGCCUCGGGAGGGCCUGGAUCCUAAUCCACAGGCCCCUUCUGUCUCCUCUAAAGGGCUAUUUAUAGGAAUGCCAAAGGGUGGAGCAAAAGACCUCCCCCUCCCCACCCAGCUCAGCCAAGUGCAGACCCUUCCAAUCACCUGGUAACCAUGCACGUGGUCAAGCAAUCCUCUAAUGCAGCUCUGCUGGGUAAAGCAGGCUCAGAUCUCACUAGGAAGCCUUUGUGGGCCUCCAACAAGGUUUUUUGCAAAGCAGCUUUCCAAGGUGCUGGAGAUGGCUUAAGUGGUUAAGAGCACCAGGUCCUCUUCCAGAGGACCUGGGUUUGAUUCCCAGCACCCACUUAGUAGCUCACAACUGUCUAUAACUUGAGUUCCAGGAGAUCCAAUGCCCUCUUCUGGCCCCCGUGGGCACCAGAAAUGCAUGUGGUACUGUAGCUGUGUGGUCAGUACACGAGUGUGUGGGUUCACGAGGAUCCGUGGAAUGAAGAAGACACAGAGGCAUCUGAAGAAUGAAUCUAGCCUAUCAUGGCUGCAGGGGGGUCCAGCCUCGAAGGACUGAAGCACUCUUCCCUUUGCCUAGGGCGUAUUUAUUUACUCCUUUUUACAGUUUAGAUAGUUAAUUUCCAUACCUUCAAAGCAACCCAAAAGGAGCUGCCAGAGACCAAAUGCCAGGUGCAAAUUACUUGAUUUCUCAGGUACCACGGUUUUCCGGGUUUCCUGGACCAAGUUUUGCACAGGCCUUUGAUCCUUGGGGGACUCUCUGAUCCUUGACUCUCAAAUAAGAUUCACAUAGGGUGAUAAGAGAAACAAAAGGUAAGAGGAACAAAAGGUGUGGUUAACCAAAGGAAGGAUUAGGGCUAGGUGCUGCUCUCUGGAGCCAAGCCAGGAGCUCAGCAGGAUUCCCACUACAUGGUACACAGAUACAUGUAGGCAAAACACCCAUACCCGUAAUAAAUAAAAAUUAAAACAACUUUCCCAAACUGGGCAGGGUGGCUCCCACCUGUCCUGUAAUCUGAAUGGCUCUUAGGAGGUGGAGCUGGGUUGGAGAAAGUCAGUCUGGGGGCGGGGUGGUUAUGCCUCCCCCCAUUCUUACUGUCUCUCUACUCCCUGGCUGCCAUGAAGUGAGCAGCCCCGUCCAUUACCUGUUCCUGCUACCAAUGAUGUUUUUGCCUCACCACAGUCCCACAGCAGUGAAGCAACCUCCAUGGACUGAAGCUGUAAGCAUAAACAAAUCUUCCUGUCAACUCCAGAUAUGUUGCCACAGCAAAGAAAAGCUAACAUAUUUCAGAAGUCCCUUUUCAUCCCCCAUGCAUGUAUGUGUGUGCAUGCUAAAGCUGAGCACAGAAGCCGGGCGGUGAUGGUGCACGCCUUUGAUUCCCAACAUUCGCCUUUGAUUCCCAACAUUCGGGAGGCAGAGGCAGGUGGAUCUCUAUGAGUUGGAGGCCAGCCUUGGUCUACAGAGCGAGUUCCAAAACGGCCAGGGCUACACUGAGAAACCCUGUCUCAAAAUAAACAAAGAAACUGAGCUCAGAUGGCUCAGAUUAAUUGCAUUGUCUGCUCUGCCAGAGGACCUGGGGUCCAUUUCCCAGCACCCAUAUAAUGGCUCACAAUCAUCUGUAACUCUAGUUCUGACAGCCUUUUCUGGCUUCUUGGGCACAAGCCAUGCACAUGGUACACAGACAUAUAUGCAGGGAAAACACCCAUACACAUUAAAUAAAUUUUAAAACUUUUUUUUUUUCCUAGACAGGGUUUCUCUGUGUAUCCCCAGCUGUCCUGGAACUAGCUCUGUACAGCAGGCUGGCCUUGAACUCAGAGAUACACUUUCCUUGGCCUCCCAAGUACUGGGAUUAAAGGUAUUCAAUACUACCACCUGGCUAAAACCCAUCUUCUUGGAGGAAAUGACAUUUACCCUGAGUUGAGUUUCAAUGUAAUUAUACUUACUUGUGCACCAGGGAUUGUAUUAUACCAGGAAACUUUUUUUUUUUCCAAAUUGUACUCUGUUUAAAAUUUUUUUGGGAAUAAACCGCCUGCAUUAGA
Messenger RNA from Peromyscus californicus insignis, 7630 nucleotides. It is a transcript of the gene Znf623, whose product is annotated as zinc finger protein 623. Bases 479 to 1975 code for a protein of 498 amino acids. The record is from RefSeq and is a predicted model, not a curated record. Gene Ontology annotation, molecular function: RNA polymerase II transcription regulatory region sequence-specific DNA binding; DNA-binding transcription factor activity, RNA polymerase II-specific. NCBI's taxonomy places the organism in Eukaryota, Metazoa, Chordata, Mammalia, Rodentia, Cricetidae. The transcript has 2 exons. Gene Ontology annotation, cellular component: nucleus. Gene Ontology annotation, biological process: regulation of transcription by RNA polymerase II.